Messenger RNA from Carassius carassius (crucian carp), 1124 nucleotides. It is a transcript of the gene spc25, whose product is annotated as SPC25 component of NDC80 kinetochore complex. The coding region runs from base 165 to 875 and encodes 236 amino acids. The record is from RefSeq and is a predicted model, not a curated record. The transcript is spliced from 7 exons. Gene Ontology annotation, biological process: chromosome segregation. Lineage: Eukaryota; Metazoa; Chordata; Actinopteri; Cypriniformes; Cyprinidae. Gene Ontology annotation, cellular component: Ndc80 complex.
ACGUGACGGAGCAAAAGUAAUUUCAUGCCGCUAUUUUGUAAUCGUGUCGACGCGUUUAUUAUCUGACGCCACUUCCGGUCUAACCGCUGACGUUCCGGGCGCGGAUUUUUGAAAACAAGAAGAAUAAACCACCGUUUAUAUUCACUGCCAUAAAACGGCUCAGUAUGGCAUCUAUCAGAGAUUAUAACGUGGUGGAGCAGUUCAACAGCAGACUGGAGGAGAUCAGGAGCACACUGCUGGAUCAGGCCAUGGGAGAAGUACUCAAUGACCGGGUGACAGAGCUCUGUCAGGAACACAGACACUACAUGAAGUCCGUCCUGGGUACUUGUUUUAAGAAAUGCAAGGAGGAUGAAAACAUGUUUGACAUGAUACAGACAUUCAAAGAAGAUUUGAAAGAGAAAACAUCUUCACUGAAAGAGAAGAGUGCUGAACAUCUUGAAGUGGUGUCAGAGAUUGAAGACAAAGAUCACCACAAAGCUCUCUUAUUCCAGAGAAUUGAGAAGCUCAAGAAGGAUCAGACCAAAAACAGGGAAUUGAUUCAGUCACAAAACAAAGCCAACAAGGACAGACUGAAGAAGCUGAACAAAUGUAAAGACAUCUUUCAGAAACACCUCAGUCUUGAGAUCAGAAAAAUCCAAGGUGAGAAGCUGCAGUUUGUCUUCAGGAACAUCAGUCGUAAAGAUCCAGACAUGGUCCAUAUGUUCCUCCUACAGCUCGAUGCAGAGGGCGUUUACCACAUCAUCUCCUGUGACCCUCCUCUGGAGAACAUGACACAUCUAGAGCGCAGACUGCAGGAGACAAACAACUUCUCUGCCUUCCUGGCAAACAUCCGGAGAGAGUUUGUGGCACUUCACAGUGGUGUAAAGACAGCCUGACUGACGAACAAAAGCUAAUUUUUUAUUUCAGAUCCAUUUAAGACGGUCAGAGACCCAGACACCGUUUUUAUAGAUAUUUAGCACAUGUAUUGAGCUUUUAUUUUCCUAAACCAUCAGUAAUUACUUAAUGUUUUACUUAAUAAUAAAUUUCAUCUUUGUCUUUUCAUGUUCUUUGUACAUUCACUGAUUUGUAAUUUUAGCAAUAAACAUUUAUACAGGUCAUAAAAUAAACAAAACAAAAGUCUUAAA